GCCUUCCAUCUCUGCGUUACGCUAAAGACGUAACCCGCGCAGCUCGCCGGAGCCGCGCGCCCUCCGCGCUACGUCCUUUACGUACCGACGGCUCUGGAGAGAACCAGGCAGCGGGGAGAGAAAGAAGGAAAAGACGCUGCUGUGGAGUGAUGGUUAGCUGGUCAGUGAGGGACCGGACAGCCCCGCAGCCUUCCUCCUCCUCCUCCUCCUCCUCCUCCUGCAGCAGCAGAAGCAGUAAUGCCUGAAAACCAUGUCUCACACAGAAGAUAAUGAAGGGAAAAGCAGAGGCCACGGCUCUGAUUUGUACCUGAGCGUCCCUCCGGCAUGCCUGCCCAUCGUGUACCACCCCGACUACAACAUCACCUUCAUGGGCAUGGAGAAGCUCCACCCGUUCGACGCCGGGAAGUGGGGGAAAGUCAUCCACUUCCUGAGAGAGGAGCAGCUGGUCACCGACGGGAACAUCGUGGAGGCCCGGGAGGCGACGGAGGACGACCUGCUGGUGGUUCACACCAAACGCUACCUCAGCAGACUGAAGUGGUCUCUGGUGGUGGCGACGAUCACAGAAAUCCCCCCGCUCAUGUUCCUGCCGAACUUCCUGGUGCAGCGGAAGGUUCUGCGGCCGCUGCGGACCCAGACGGGCGGAACCAUCAUGGCGGGGAAGCUGGCGGUGGACCGAGGAUGGGCCAUUAACGUCGGAGGAGGCUUCCACCACUGCUCCAGCGAGAAGGGAGGAGGCUUCUGUGCGUACGCAGACAUCACGCUGGCCAUCAAGUUCCUGUUCCAGAGGGUGGACGGCGUCUCCCGGGCGACCAUCAUCGAUCUGGACGCUCAUCAGGGAAACGGACACGAGCGCGACUUCCUGGACGACCAGCGAGUGUUCAUCAUGGACAUGUACAACCGCUACAUCUAUCCCGGGGACGGCUACGCCAAGAGAGCCAUAAAGAGGAAGGUGGAGCUGGACUGGGGCACCGAAGACGCCGAGUACCUUCAGAAGGUGGAGCUUCACUGCGAGGGAGCGCUCAACGAGGUCCGGCCCGAUAUCAUCGUUUACAACGCAGGGACCGACAUUCUGGAAGGAGACCCGCUGGGGGGGCUCUCCAUCACCCCACAGGGCAUCGUGAAGCGGGACGAGCUGGUGUUCCGGGCGGCCCGGCGGCGGGGCGUCCCCAUCCUCAUGGUGACGUCCGGGGGUUACCAGAAGAGGACGGCCCGGAUCAUCGCCGACUCCAUCCUCAACUUGCAGAGGCAGGGCCUGAUCGGCGCCGAGGCCGCAGACGGCGAAGGGAGCUCAUCGCUGGCCACCCACAUGGCGUGCAGCGCCGGGUCGGCCGGGUCCAAACACAGCGCCGUUUGACCAGAUCUACACCUGACCGGUGUGGAAAUGAGAGGCUCUGGAGGGACUUCAUGUUACACAGUGUGUGUGACAAGCCAUACACGAGGGAAAAUUCCCUUUCUAAUGGUUUUCUAACAGUAAUCAGUGUCUGGACAGCCUGGAUGAGGAGCCAGAAGUGAAGAAAGGCUCUCAUCUCCCACAUUCACUCCACUUCCUGCUCAAACAGGAGAUUUUACCUUCAUGAUAUCCUGCUGGGAAAUAACCCCUCCCUCUGGAAAUAACCCCUCCCUCUAGAAAAAACCCCUCCCUCUGGAAAUAGCCCCUCCCUCUAGAAAUAGCCCCUCCCUCUGGAAAUAACCCCUCCCUCUGGAAAUAACCCCUCCCUAUGGAAAUAACCCCUCCCUCUGGAGGAGGAGCUCUGCUUUAGUGACUACUGAAUAAAUUCAGUAGAAGAAGAAAAACCCUGAGAGCUAGCAGGAGCUAGCGUUAGCUAGCAGGAGCUAGCGUUAGCUACUUGUAACAACAUGAGCUCAGACUCAGUGAGACACUCAGAAGCUUCUUCAGGAGCUUCUCCUUCUGGGCCUCGUUCUGCUUCAUCUGGUGGAACCACAGCGUUUCUCCAGUCCACCGGAAACAGUGCAGGGAACGGGAAAGCCUCGGCUUCUCCAGGGUUGCCAGGUCUGACUCACCGUUUCCAGCCCCAACACAACGUCAAACAGGGUCAAAUGUGAGCCUCUGCAGAACUAUUAACUGAGUAAUAGAGAUCAGCCAUAAACACACACUGCACUAAAUAAAGAAAAUAACACUAACGGGAUCCAGAAACCUGCUGGACCUGGCAACACUGACCUCCUCCCGCAGUGGAGGUGGACGGCCUGUUCUCAGUAGAACUCACUGGAGGGACUUGUGGACCGGCUGAUUUGGGGGAAAACACUUUGAAUCCAGUGUUGUUGGCAGAUGACAGAUCUGAGGAGCUGUUGGAAACUGGAUGAUAUGGGACCUUUAAAGUGGAGUUUGCACUUUAAAAUGCCAUUUAAAAUAAGAAUUAAGAGCUUUUGGUGAUUUCGUAACGUUUGUACGAACAAGUUACAUGAAGGGAUUGAUCACUGGAGAUGAAACGCUUGUGAUCUCGAGGCUGCAGAGGAUUUAUAAAGAAUCUGAAAGUGAGGUUUAGAUUUUAAUCAGCUGCAGGGUAAUGGGUUUUCUGCUUAAUGUAUGUUUGCAGAGGGACUCUCAUCUCAGGAAAUAAUAUCGUUUGUGAAACAUAUGAUGUAUUAAGCUCUAUUCUUGUGCAUUCAUCGGGAGUCAAUUAAUUAUCUUCAGUUUGUGAAGGUGAACAUGAAGGAAAAGAUAAUUAUACAUGAAACUUUAUCUAAUGCUGAUGUUUAACCUUCUCACAUAAUGUCUCUCAUUUCUCAGUGUUUGGUUUUAUAAAUUACUCAGUCUAUUGGUAA
This is a messenger RNA of Salarias fasciatus (jewelled blenny), 2784 nucleotides long. RefSeq names its product histone deacetylase 11 (gene hdac11). Gene Ontology annotation, cellular component: histone deacetylase complex. The coding region runs from base 251 to 1354 and encodes 367 amino acids. Gene Ontology annotation, molecular function: histone deacetylase activity. The record is from RefSeq and is a predicted model, not a curated record. The transcript has 11 exons. Gene Ontology annotation, biological process: epigenetic regulation of gene expression. NCBI's taxonomy places the organism in Eukaryota, Metazoa, Chordata, Actinopteri, Blenniiformes, Blenniidae.